CAUUAUCAAUCCCUACUUUACCGACAUUAUCAAUAUAACCCCAAAAUUUCGGUACAUUGUUAAUAAAACGAUGUCGGUCCCUCGGGCUUUGCCCCAGAGCAAGGAGGCCCUCCUCAAAUCGUACCGCACGCGCCUCAAAGACGACGUCAAAAGCAUGUUGGAAAACUUCGAAGAAAUCGUUAAAUUGGCCAAAGGCGAUCACGACACGCAGUUAUCUCGCAUGACGCAAUGCGAGCAAGACACUUUUGAGAUGCACGUCCGUGCCGCUAACAUAGUCAGGGCCGGGGAAUCCCUCAUGAAGCUUGUCUCUGACAUCAAACAGUAUCUGAUUUUGAACGAUUUCCCGUCCGUUAACGAGGCGAUAACGCAAAACUCGAAGCUUUUCAGGACAAAGCAAGCUGAGUGUGACCAGAAAUUGAUGUCUUUGAGGGACGAUAUGGCGGCUGAUUUGUACGACUUGGAAGAGGAGUAUUACAGUAGUUUGAAUAAAUAAAUGAUAAAGCAGCAAUUUGUAUUUUUUAUUCGUUGUUUACGCAAUAAAAUUAUAAUUUACAAACUUC
Messenger RNA from Tribolium castaneum (red flour beetle), 560 nucleotides. It is a transcript of the gene MED22, whose product is annotated as Mediator complex subunit 22. Gene Ontology annotation, cellular component: mediator complex. The transcript is spliced from 3 exons. Gene Ontology annotation, biological process: regulation of transcription by RNA polymerase II. Bases 71 to 493 code for a protein of 140 amino acids. NCBI's taxonomy places the organism in Eukaryota, Metazoa, Arthropoda, Insecta, Coleoptera, Tenebrionidae. The record is from RefSeq and is a predicted model, not a curated record. Gene Ontology annotation, molecular function: transcription coregulator activity.